This is a messenger RNA of Orussus abietinus, 2376 nucleotides long. RefSeq names its product transmembrane and ubiquitin-like domain-containing protein 1. Gene Ontology annotation, molecular function: protein binding. The transcript has 4 exons. Bases 340 to 1398 code for a protein of 352 amino acids. NCBI's taxonomy places the organism in Eukaryota, Metazoa, Arthropoda, Insecta, Hymenoptera, Orussidae. The record is from RefSeq and is a predicted model, not a curated record.
AACGUCUAUGUUGGGGAUUUUUUAAUAAUUUUACGAGGAGUAUUUGCAGUUGCUCGAAAUUGAGCAAAACAAGGAAUUUCGGAAGUCGAGGUGAGAGUCGUUCGAAAAAGUGUUCUCGUUUUAAAUAAAGUUAUCAGUCUCAGUGAAUGACUGUAUUGAAACUUAUCGGAAGAAUAAAACCCUUGUAAACGUUCAUAAAAAAAUAAUUUGUACUUAACGAGCAGAUGUAAAUAAUAGCGUGAAGUUAUGGUUAUCUUUCUGCAACUUUUGUAAAAGAACGUAGUUGAUACGUAUCUUUGCAUCCACUUCUCGCAUUUAAAGAUUUGUGGUAGUAGAAGGAUGACAUUAAUUGAAGGUGUUGGAGAUGAGGUCACAGACUUCUUUAUUGCUGUUGGAGUUCUGUUGGUGGGUUGGGUAGCAUGGUAUUCUACAAACAUCGUCGACCAACCCCUAAUACGCACAGUUCUAAUUCUGCAAAAUCGUACACGCACACGUGUCACUGAAUUAAGAUCUAAUCAUCGAUCUGUUGAUUUACCUGAUCGGCCUCCUAGUUUGGAUGCUUCCGAGCAAGAGGAAUCUGUUGAUUCAAAUGCCAAUACCACUAACACAAUUGAUACUGAAUGUCCAGCACAGUCUUCUCUUACAGCUUCAAAUGAAGCACAAAGUGAGCCUAAUGCAUCUGCACUACCAGCGACAUCAGAAGAAGUUCUUAUUGAAGCAAUGGAUUCUGAUAAUGAUAAUUCUAGGUUACAAAAGGAAACUGACAAAGUAGAUGUUACAGAUGCAGUUACUGAAUCUGAGCAAAGUGUUUCCAUCGAAGAAGAAAGACAAAAUAUAUUAUCUGAUGAUGCUAAUAAAAUUAGUAUAAAAUUGAAGUUCAUAAACGACGACCAAAAGCUAGUGACUGGAAGUUUGAAUGAAAUACUAGGGGACUUUAAAAAAAGACAUUUCCAAGUGGAACUACAGUCACAGAAGUUAGUUCGAUUAGUCUUCAAUGGACAAUUACUCCAACCUGAUACUCACACAUUAGAACGAUGUGGAUUAUAUAAUAAUUGUGUCGUUCACUGUCUCAUACAUCAGCUUCGUACCUCCCCAACGACAUCUCCUCAAGCAACAAUAUUGGAUAACACAUCCCCCAUCUAUUUCCGUCGGCGACCAUUGCAAGACAUGCCUACUGGAGCCGGUGUCCGUUUAGCGCAUAACGAAUGGGACCUAAGCGUGCUGUUAGCUAGUCUAUUGACCUUAAUGCUGGGUUUAGCUUGGUAUUCUCGUUAUUACUAUGCCCAAAUUUUCACAGCGACAACCACCCUUGCACUUUAUGGACUUACAGCAAUAUUUACCAUUUCUUUAGUAAGCCAUUUUUUACCUGAUACAGACAGUAUCAGAGACAUCGAAUAGUCAGAUAACCAUCACCUCUAAAAUUUGGGGAUUUUACUGGAAAAAUCUACACUUAUACCAUUGUUAGUUGGAUUAUUGAUUCAACUCGAUAAUGCCUUAUUUUCAUAUACGCGGAAAGCAUGCGAAAUCAACGCGAAGCGCGGAACGCGAUAGGCGCGUUAGGGUUAAGACAUUAAGGUGAUUGGUUAAGGCGUCUCUAGGCCAUUCCGCGUUCCGCACUCCGCGUCGAUUCUGCGUGCUUUCCGCGAGUAUGAAAAUAAGGCAUGACUCGAAAGAGGUAACAUGUGAUCCAACUUGUGUCGUCCAUCCGAAAUUUGAUCAAUCGGAAUCGAUUCCUUAACUAUUCUUGAAAGAAUUUAUGGAUAAGUUUCAGUUUGCAAACAAACUAACAAACUUUUGAAUGUUUUUUACAGUCAUGAUAUUUGUAUUGACAAUGUUUGAUAUCAGCAAUCUGCUUUUUCAUGUCGGACACAUUAAUGCAAAUUUAGUGGAUCCUUACUGCACCCUACAGCUGAUUUUCAGUUUAUAUAUUAAAAGUAACAUAUGUAUUAUUACCUCACGACAUUGACAGUUAGAAAUUAUAAUAAAAUAAUUCUUUGACGUUGUUUCCUAGAAAUUGUGUGCAUACGCAGCUAUAUGACACAUUGAACUUUCAUUUUUACAAGACUUCCCGCAAAAAUGGAAGCACAUAUACUACUUUUUCUCCUCAUUGAAUUGUGAGACAUUCAUUGUUUUAAAGUCAAUUCUGAUUCGACUAAUGUUAAUAAAGAUGUUAUUCGAGAAUAUAUAGAUUGGAUGAGUUAUUUAAAUAUUGAAGACAUAUAUUAACUGACAUGUAACCUAAUCCAUGCUUAAAUAGUUUGUGAUAAAAAAUUGUUCGAAAUUUAAGGUCAAUUCGCGUGGUGAUUGCACUUUAAACUUAAUACAUUUUAUGUACACCACCCAUAAACAAUUGACAUAAAUCAUAAUGGAAAUUAA